AAUUUCCCUGUUUUCUGCCAUUUAAAGCUCCGCAUUAAAGCCCCGACCCUGAGAGGAUGUAGGUGUUCUCGGACCCGGAGCCGCGGCUGAUGGGGAACCUGGUGGGCAGCUGGCGCCUCAGGGAGCCGAGCAGCGUGCAGGACUGCGACUCCACCUGGGGAUCCGACUCGGAGGACGAGCCGGCCGAGGAGGAGCCCGGCAGCCCGUCGGAGGGAGAGCGGGGCCCGGCCUGGGCCGGGGAGGGAGACCCGCAGCUGACUGACUCCCCGGAGUUGGCGCCGAAGAUGAAGAGGAGUUUCUACGCCGCCAGAGACCUUUACAAGUACCGGCACAGCUACCCGAACUACAGGAAGUCCCGGCAGCCCAACGAGUACCGGAACCUGCGGUUCUACAUGAACAAGAUCCCGCUGGUGCCGGACGGUAUCUACGUGGAGGAGAUUCUCACCAAGUGGCGCGGCGACUACGACAAGCUGGAGCACAACCACACCUACAUCCAGUGGCUAUUCCCCCUCAGAGAACAAGGGCUCAACUUCUACGCACACGAACUGACUCAGGACGAGAUCAAGGAAUUCCAAAGCACUCGAGAGGCCAAGCGGAGGUUCCUGGCCGCCUACUCCCUCAUGUUGGACUUCUACGGGGUCCGGCUGCUGGACAAGAGCGGAAACGUGGCCCGAGCCUCCAACUGGAAGGAGCGUUUCCAGCACCUUAAUGAAUCGCACCACAACUACCUGCGGAUCACGCGGAUCCUGAAGUCUCUGGGCGAGCUGGGCUACGAGGCCUUCAAGGCGCCGCUGGUGCGGCUCUUCCUGGAGGAGUCCCUGUGCGCCGGGACGCUCCCCAACAUGCAGCACAGCGUCCUGGAGUACUUCGUCUACACCGUCCGCCUGCCGGCCACCCGCCGCCGCCUGCUGCGCUUCGCCCGCCAGCACUACCGGCCGGCCCACGCCUUCCUCUGGGGCCCGCCGCCCAGGAAACGGGCCGGUGGCGCCGCUGGCGGCGGUGGCACCGGCGCCGGGAGCAGCGGGAUCCGGGCUCCCGCCCCGACGCCCGAGCCGCCGCGCAGGGCCGACGACAGCAGGAUCAUCCUGUCUUCCCACGACACCGUCAUGUGCCAGGACCCAGACCUCGGGUCGGGCUCGGCCCGGCUGAAGGGAGCGCUGAUGCUGGUCGGGGGCCGAGGAGAGCGGGUCGAGUACGACGAGAGCUUUCCCAUUUAGGGAAGUUGUUGGUUUUUCACCAGUCAGUGACUACGUUUACAUGCAGUCAAUAACCCUGACCGGAAUAUUAGCAAUAACCCGGUUUUGUACGGCCAUGUAAACACCAAUAACCCCUUUGAAUAACCGGAAUUUGCUCAUAUUCCGGUUUUUAAAAACCCCAAUAUGACCCCUGGGUUACUCCUUUUCUAACCCAAAUAUUUGGUCAUGUAAACGCCUAACGGGAUAUCCCCAUCAAACGGAACAGGAGUUUGUUUUCUGCGCAUGUUCUUUCGCAAGGAAUCUUGGUCUUUUGAGUCCAGGAAGUUCUUAUAAACACGGAGAAACACAAGACCAGGAGGAAACUAAUUCUUCAUAAAUGUAAUGAAGGAUAUGAACAUUUUGGCAUUUGUAGACGGUAGAAAGUACCGGGAUAGAAGAUUUACAAGAACGUGAGCCAAAAGUUGCGCAAAGCAGGAUUUGUAUGAACACCAGACCAGAUCAAGCACCACUGGAAGACGCUGAAAAAGGAGAACUUCAGGGACAAGAAACAAAACGGUACCAGUGGGUCCGAUUAUCCGCCGUGCUGCUGUUAUUGUUGUUGUUUUGGAUUUGGAUACAGGAAGGAGAAGCGGAAAUGAAGGGAAUUGCAUCAUGAUGUUCUCCGUGCAUCGCUGGUUUGAUCCAGAUAUCCCAAAUGAUUAAUCACCAUGUAAACAGGGAUAACCCUGUUCGCUCACGCAUGGAAAAGGAAUAUUCCCAAUGUUUCAGUAACUGGAAUAUUAGCAAUAACCCGAAUUUUGACUGCAUGUAAACGUAGUCAAUUUAAUUGUCCAGGAGAAACUCCCAGAACCUUCCAGAAGGAGACACAUCUGGACUGUUUUACACAAGAAUUAGUUCCAGUUAAGGGCUUAUCUUACACUUCCUGCAGGACACAAGUGACCAGAACCGGACGCGAGUCUCCACCCGAGGGUCCGAGUCCGAGCUGAACCGUCCUCCACCUCCUACACCUCUGAACCUGGACGGGAGGUUGCAGGACCGGGUCCAGCCGGGCCGACCCGUCCAGAGAACAUGGAGCUGUGUCACGCCAUGUUGCAUGCUGGGACGGGUCCUCUAAGAAAUACCACACAAUGUCCAAGUGAGGCGGGAAACUUCCCUCUGGGAACAUGAAAUCACGAGUUCAAUUCAAUUCAAUUCAAUUCAAUUCAAUUCAAUUCAAUUCAAUUCAAUUCAAUUCAAUUCAAUUCAAUUCAAUUCAAUUCAAUUCAAUUCAAUUCAAUUCAAUUCAAUUAUAUUCAAUUCAAUUCAAUUCAAUUCACUUUAUUUAUGCCCUAGAGCAGGGGUGUCAAAUGUGCGGCCCGAGAGAGAUUUCAAUGCGGCCCGCGAGAAGUUUCCAACGCAAAAAAACGAAAUGUUAAUUUACUAAAAAGGAAGGCAUAAAUAAUUGCCAUGAUUCGCAGCAUAUCCGAUAAUAUAUUUCUUCUACAAAUCCGUCGUUAUUCCACAAAUAGAGCAGUUUUCGACAUUUUAAAAAUUUUCUAGAAUGCAUUUGCCGAUUUUAUUUCUUUGUAGACGGCCGUUUAUUUUUAUUAACUGACUACUAUUCUAUAUUUUCGCAGGAAUAAUAUCACUGCUAAAAAAGAUGAUAGAAGAUAUUUAUUCUGAGAAUUUCAGUUUUGAAUACGGGGAUAGUGACAAAGUAAAACAGUUAAAAGAGAAGUGCUGACUUUUUCGGCACACUGGCGUAAAUAUCUGCGCCAAUUUUUAAAAAUAAAUAUACUUAAUUGUACUGGAAAAAUCUCUAAAUCACAAAGAAACAUUCUCGGAUGUAAUAAGAAAGUUUUGCUUUUCAUCAAAUUUCCUAUAAAAAAGCGAAAUAUAAAAAAAACAUACUUGUUUCUGUUUAUCUUUGUAAAAUGAAAUUAAAAGUAUCUUACAUAAUUUGAAAAAAAAACGAGAAAUUUCAAGAAAAGAUCCUGAAGAAAUAUAUUUUACAUAAUUAGAGUGUAAACAAAGUGCACAUUUCCUUUAAAAUUAACUAAACUGAUAUUGGAUUAGAUAACAAUAGUAAAAAAAAAAAAUUAGAAAAAAAAAAAAAGUUUGCACCGUUUUUGUUAUUUUGAGCAUGCAAAUCCAGCCCGCCAAGCAAAAUGAGUUUGACACCCCUGCCCUAGAGGCAAUUUAAAAGGCAUGACAGCAGCUUAAGGACAUACAAACAAACACAGAUAUUCAACAUUUAAAAUACGUGUGUUUUAAAGUGCACUUAGCUUUCUGGGGUCUAAAGGUUAAGAUGAGUAAAAAAGAAACAAUAAAUAGAUUAGAUUAAGAUGCUGAGUUUAGGAGCUGGACAGCUCUAGGGACGAAGGAUGACUUCCUCCUCUGCGCCAAUAACAUACAGAAUUCAGCAGCUGCUGCUGUUAUAAAACCACUUCCAGACAAUUGUGAUUUCAACGUCCGUCCGUCAAGUCCCUCGCAGACGGACUCUGAUCAGAACCCCCUGGGAUCUGAUCUGAUGUUGUUUAGCACUCAGGACUUCUCUCUGAACUCGGUGGCGUCCGGUUAUCCGGGGGACGUCCCAACCAUCCCAGGCGUGACACCAGCUUCACAUUCUCUGCAGACGUCGUCGGGAGCGACGCUGAUCAGGAACAAACGAGGAGGGGGAGGAGUCAGCAAUACUUAACGCAGGUUUUAACCGAAAAUCUUCGUUCUCUUGCGUUAACUGACGCACAACUAAACACCGACUCUGCGACGUCUCCCGUCUCCAGAGGCUGAAGGUAGCUAACUUCUUCCGAAAAUUGUACAAAAAUAAAGAGCAAAAAAGUGACUUUCUAGAAACGUUGAAGAACAAUAACUUUACUGGUAACCGUGGUGACGGCGAUGUUACUAAAAACGGAGGAACAGCGUUUCCACACGUGCUCAGUUUUACUCGUUAGAGCAGGUUAAUACGGUCAUCUGUUAGCAAACCAGUGAACGUCCGGCGUCCGGGUUGUGGUUUAUUUAGCCGUCUGCAAAGUUCGGUGCUCUCACGCCGUCGGCCGUGAUCGUCCUUCGCCAUCCGUACGCGCUUCUGUUCCCUCGCUAACGGCUCGUUUCAUGAACCCGCCCUUCGAAUAUUCAUCGUAGCCUCCAGCUGAAGUUCCGGAUACCAGACAGCGGUAGUUUGGACUGGGGACGAAUGAUCCUGAUACAUGUAGCCGGUUCAGCAGUGCCUUAAUUCUGCAGUUCAUAUAAGAGCCACCAGGAGGCGACACCUGUUUAGAGCAGACUGCUGCUCGCUGAAUAAAUGCGUCGGCGGUCGGAGGAUCCCAAUGUCCGUUUUAACACCGAUAGCAGGAAUAUCUCACGAGCGAGCCGAACCGAAGUCAAAAAGUUCAUGCCAUGUCGUCGUCUUUACACUGUCCAGAUGUUGAAGCCAUUACUCUCGGCGCGUGGCCUCUCCGUUUCCUCGGGCUUCCUCUCGUUAUCGUCACCUCAUCAAUCCAUCGGCUUCCGCUGCACAAAAGCUUCAAGGAGAAGUCGUCCGGGCUCCUAGCCGCUGCUUCCUUUUUACCGGACCUGACGCCGCGUCGCCUCACCGCACACGUGCAUUAUUUCAGAACAAUAACAAUAAAGUCUGAUAUACGGUGCAUUUAAAAUACUAACGCAAAAAUCUGGAUUCGGUCCUGCAGGGUGAACGUAGCGAGAUGCGAGGAAACGACUAACCACGUCCGUAAAUGUUCGUUACACCGUUAGGACGGUUUUUGAGCUAAAAAUAUAACGGCUUCUUUCGUAAUUGUAACGUUGCUAAAAUAAGACGGAACUGCUGCAAACGGUAAAACCAGUCGGCGGCGCUCCGGUUGAAACUCCGGAGCUCAGAACUUCCGAUUAGAGGCGGAACGCACUCUCGUUUUUUGUACGAUAGUUUUGCUGAUGUAAACAAAGCUACUGUAGCUAGUUAGUUUUAGCAGCGAUGCUAAUGAGGCUAAUAGUGAUUAGCAGGUUUAUUAUUACAUAUAGGACUGUCUCAGAAAAUUUGAAUAUUGUGAUUAAGUCCUUUAUUUUCUGUAAUGCAAAAAUGUCAUACAUUCUGGAUUCAUUACAAAUCAACUGAAAUAUUGCAAGCCUUUUAUUAUUUUAAUAUUGCUGAUCAUGGCUUACAGCUUAAGAAAACUCAAAUAUCCUAUCUCAAAAAAUUUGAAUAUUCUGGGAAUCUUAAUCUUAAACUCUAAGCCAUAAUCAGCAAUAUUAAAAUAAUAAAAGGCUUGCAAUAUUUCAGUUGAUUUGUAAUGAAUCCAGAAUGUAUGACAUUUUUGUUUUUUUAAUUGCAUUACAGAAAAUAAAGAACUUUAUCACAAUAUUCUGUCCUGUAUUCUUUAAAAUCGCUCCGAAGAAAAUGAUGUACUGAGUCAUCACGCUAGAUUUUCUAUGCCAGAAAAAAACUUUACCAUGUUUAUGUUAUACUUUAUGAAGCGAUACCGAUCCCGACCACAUGGGGGCAGCAGAUCACAUGACACAAAAAUAUGAGCCCAUUUUCUGAUUUUGUAACGUCACUUGGUCCCACUAGAUCACUAGAAAUUCACUUCUAUUCACCACACUGAGCCAUGCGCCCCCUUGUGGUCGGGGAUGAUAUUGCUGCAUAGCCUAGUUAUGAAAAAACAAAAAAAUGCAAUAGAUUAAAACAAGUGCAGCAGAAAGUCUCGUUAACGUAGCGCCGACAGUGAAAAGCUCGUUUUACGUAAAUAAAACCAGGAGGGGGAUUUUGAGCGACGUCUUCCUGCGUGAAGCUUCUCUGAUGUGAAAUAUGUAAUAAUAUAGUUUUCAGCCAUAUUUUAGCCUGUAAGUUUAAAACUUAAAAUAUUCAGUAUCUUAAAAAGCACAUAAGUGGUCCUGCUCACAUUAAUAAAUAACUGUAGUGACUCUUUUUAACUUUAAAGCCUCUGAGUUGUUUGUCCGGUUUAGUUGGACCUUUCAGGUGGAUUGUAAUAUAACACGGGCUCGAGUGUGUGUGUGUGUGUGUGUGUGUGUGUGUGUGUGUGUGUGUGUGUGUGUGUGUGUGUGUGUGUGUGUCAGGUAUUCUUAAGUGCCUCUUUUGUAUGUUUUAUUUUUAUCUGUAUGCUGUAAUGUCUUUACUAACUCACUUCUUCAACAUCCGGUUUUUUGUACAGCAUUUUGAUAUUUGAGUUAUUAUUUGCGUUAUGUUCAUGUACGAUUAUCGAUGUGGAGGAGGGAGGGGUGGAUCCUCGGUGAUACUUGAAAUUAUUUGUAUCAUUAAAUCAAAUGUGAUUAUUUCAGUGAUUAUUAUUAUUAUUAUUAUUAUUAUUAUUAUUAUUAUUAUUAUUAUUAUUAUUAUUAUUAUUAUUAUUAUUAUUAUUUUUGCUUGUUUUUCUUGUAUCCAAGUCGCUGUUACUGGAUGUUGCCCUGAAAUGUGAACUUUUGCCACAUUUUCUGUAUAAAACUUGGGGAUGUGAAUAAGUACUGGUCAUCUUAUGUGUUGAGGUUCUUCCAGAUGUUCUGUACACGAAUGCUGAUUAAAGUUAUUGAACAC
Molecule: messenger RNA, 6717 nt
Organism: Cololabis saira (Pacific saury)
Lineage: Eukaryota; Metazoa; Chordata; Actinopteri; Beloniformes; Belonidae
Gene: ogfrl1
Product: opioid growth factor receptor-like 1
Exons: 7
Coding region: 90-1217 (375 amino acids)
Cellular component (GO): membrane
Molecular function (GO): opioid growth factor receptor activity
Source: RefSeq, a predicted model, not a curated record